Molecule: messenger RNA, 5281 nt
Organism: Acinonyx jubatus (cheetah)
Lineage: Eukaryota; Metazoa; Chordata; Mammalia; Carnivora; Felidae
Gene: ARHGAP6
Product: Rho GTPase activating protein 6
Exons: 13
Coding region: 1030-3951 (973 amino acids)
Biological process (GO): signal transduction
Molecular function (GO): phospholipase binding; phospholipase activator activity
Source: RefSeq, a predicted model, not a curated record
GCGCCUCCCAGGUUUGGCGCUAGGAAAACUCCACGUUCUGCUUUCUCCUGCUUUUGGCUCCUCCCCAGCUCCAGACCUGGCUUCCGUCCCGCCCACCCCCUUCCCGCUGUCUCUAGCUUGAGCGUGUGGGGACAGCUCCGCUCCUGCGCUGGGCCCACGGCUGGGCUGCGAAUAUCCAGAGCCCUUCUGCCGUGGGGCUUGGGCGCUCGCCCCUAGGGCUCUCUCCUUAGCUCCCUGAGCGCAGCCAGGAAUUCUCUCCCGCCCGUGGCCACUCAGCCCUUGGGAGGCCCUAGGCGCAGCGCGCUCUGGGUCCCCACUUCGUAGCAGGGCUAGCACCUCGCGGGAACCUGGAGUUUGGAGACACACUUGCACCUAGCCAGUCGGAGGAGUGGGCGCAACAGCCAAGUGGAGGCCAGCCGCGCAGCUUCAGGGCCCGGGACACAGCAGCGGUGCAGCCCAGGCGCGGCUCGGGCGCCCAACACCGGAGCCGGAGGAAGUCCCCUUCGCGGCGCGCGGGGGAGCGCGACGGACGCGCCCUGGGCGCACGCCCAGGAGGCCUCCUCCCCAGCCCUCGGGACAGUCCUUAGGGCGCGAGGAGGAGCUUGCUGGAGACUUCGAGGCUGUCCGGAGGAGCCAGCGAGCGGGAGCGCGGCCUCUCCUGCCUCGGCUGGGAAGGGGGAGUGGCGCUGGUGGGCUGGAGUUGGGACUCCAGCGAGCGCCUGACCUUCCUCCUUCUCUUCCUCCCCGCAUUCGCGACUCGGGCUCAGGGGGGAAGGUCCUAGCGGCCGCAGGAGGCCACCCGACCUCUUUUCCUAGAAGGCUGGCGAUGGAUCUUCUGCUUCUGCACCCGCUGGGGCACUUGGAGCGCGCUGGCGGCGCGUGAGCCGGGCACUGCCCUCCACAGCCCUCGGCGAGCCUCGGGCCAGCCCCGCCUGUCAGCCUAGCCUGAGUCCCCUUCCUUUCCCGGCUCCAAAUCGCCAGCGUCCCGAGAGCGGGAAGAAGGUGGCCCUCAAGCACAGUCCCGCCGAGAUGUCCGCGCAGAGCCUACUCCACAGUGUCUUCUCCUGCUCCUCGCCGGCCUCGGGCGGCGCGGCCUCGGCCAAGGGCUUCUCCAAGAGGAAGCUGCGCCAGACCCGCAGCUUGGACCCGGCCCUGAUCGGCGGCUGUGGGGGCGAGGCGGGCGUGGAGGGCAGCUCGCGGGGGGCCCCCGGGGGCCGCCUGUGUUCCGCGCUGCCCCCGGCCGAGGGUCUCAGCCCGCGCUCGGCGUCCUCUCCUCGGGGCCCACACCCCCGGGCCAGCCGACUCCCGCCCCCUAGACCCCUCUGCUCAUCCCACUCCACGCCCAGCACCCCUCAGGAGAAGUCGCCGUCUGGCAGCUUCCACUUUGACUAUGAGGUCCCUCUGGGUCGCGGCGGCCUCAAGAAGAGCAUGGCCUGGGACCUGCCCUCAGUCCUGGCCGGGCCCGGCAGUGGCCGCAGCGCCAUCCUCUGCUCCUCGGGGGGUGGCCCCAAUGGCAUCUUCGCUUCUCCCCGGAGGUGGCUCCAGCAGAGAAAGUUCCAGUCCCCCCCCAACAGCCACAGCCACCCCUACGUUGUAUGGAAGUCCGAGGGUGAUUUCACCUGGAACAGCAUGUCGGGCCGCAGUGUGCGGCUGAGAUCAGUUCCCAUCCAGAGUCUCUCUGAGCUGGAGCGGGCCCGGCUGCAGGAAGUGGCUUUCUAUCAGUUGCAGCAGGACUGUGACCUGAGCUGUCCAAUCACCAUUCCCAAAGAUGGGCAGAAGAGAAAGAAAUCUUUGAGAAAGAAACUGGAUUCACUAGGAAAGGAGAAAAACAAAGACCGAGAAUUCAUCCCACAGGCAUUUGGAAUGCCCUUAUCCCAAGUCAUUGCAAAUGACCGGGCCUAUAAACUCAAGCAGGACUCACAGAGGGACGAACAAAAGGACGCGUCCGAUUUCGUGGCUUCCCUCCUCCCAUUUGGAAAUAAAAGACAAAACAAAGAACUCUCAAGCAGUAACUCAUCUCUCAGCUCCACCUCGGAAACACCAAAUGAGUCAACGUCCCCGAACACCCCAGAACCGGCUCCUCGGGCCAGGAGGAGGGGUGCGAUGUCAGUGGAUUCUAUCACAGAUCUUGACGACAGUCAGUCUCGACUACUAGAAGCUUUACAACUCUCCUUGCCUGCGGAGGCUCAUAGUAAAAAAGAGAAAGCCAGAGAUAAGAAACUGAGUCUGAAUCCCAUUUACAGACAGGUCCCCAGGCUGGUGGACAGCUGCUGUCAGCAUCUAGAAAAACACGGCCUCCAGACAGUGGGGAUAUUCCGAGUUGGAAGCUCAAAAAAGAGAGUGAGACAAUUACGUGAGGAAUUUGACCGCGGGGUCGAUGUCUCUCUGGAGGAAGAGCACAGCGUUCAUGAUGUGGCUGCCCUGUUGAAGGAGUUCCUGAGGGACAUGCCGGACCCCCUUCUCACCAGGGAGCUGUACACGGCCUUCAUCAAUACUCUCUUGUUGGAGCCAGAGGAACAACUGGGUACCUUGCAGCUUCUCAUCUACCUUCUACCUCCCUGCAACUGCGACACGCUCCACCGACUCCUCCAGUUCCUCUCCAUGGUGGCCAGGCACGCCAACGACAACGUCAGCAAAGAUGGGCAAGAGGUCACUGGGAACAAAAUGACAUCUCUAAACUUGGCCACCAUAUUUGGACCCAACCUGCUGCACAAGCAGAAAUCCUCAGACAAAGAAUUCUCGGUCCAGAGUUCAGCCCGGGCUGAGGAGAGCACAGCCAUCAUCGCUGUGGUACAGAAGAUGAUUGAAAAUUAUGAAGCCCUGUUCAUGGUUCCGCCAGAUCUCCAGAACGAAGUCCUGAUCAGCCUGUUGGAGACCGACCCCGAUGUGGUGGACUAUUUACUCAGAAGGAAGGCCUCCCAGUCAUCAAGCCCUGACAUGCUGCGGUCGGAAGUUUCAUUUUCUGUGGGAGGAAGGCACUCAUCCACCGACUCCAACAAGGCCUCCAGCGGAGACCUCUCCCCUUAUGACAACAACUCCCCAGUGCUGUCCGAGCGCUCCUUGCUGGCUAUGCAAGAGGACGCGGCCCCGGGGGGCUCAGAGAAGCUUUACAAAGGGCCGGAGCAGUACGUGCUGGUGAGCCACUUGCCAUCGUCGAAAUCAAGGGAGAGUUCUCCUGGACCAAGGCUUGGCAAAGAUAUGGCAGAGGAGCCUUUCAAUAUCUGGGGAACUUGGCAUUCAACAUUAAAAAGUGGAUCCAAAGACCCGGGAAUGACAGGUUCCUAUGGAGACAUUUUUGAAAGUAGCUCCCUGCGACCGGGGCCAUGUUCCCUUUCUCAGGGGAACCUGUCCCCGAAUUGGCCUCAGUGGCACGGGAGCCCCACAGAACUGGAACGUGGCCGGCAGGUCAUUCGGAGGACUCAGACCACGGCCACCGUGGUGGAGUGCACGGCCUGCCCUCCCGUGUCGCGGGUCUGCAGCACGCCCCACAUCCAGGGCGGCGGCAGGAGACCCGAGCAGGCCAUGCCCAAAGCAGGGCGGUAUUUGACUCUGGGCAGUGCCGAAGACCUCACCCAGAGCGAGCCAGGCACCGCCUGGCCGCAGAGCAGAGCCAAGCCCUGGCACCAGAGACCUCGAGAGGGCGAGAAGCGUGACAAGAGGCCUCCUCCUCCUUAUCCUGGUCCAGGGAAGCAAGCUUUGGCGUCAGCCCGCCAGCCUGCCGAGUCACUGCUGUGGAGGCCUCAGAGGCCCGAAGAAGGUUCCAGAACAGCUUCGGAAGAGCCUCGGGCCACUGAGCAAAACCCGAGCACUGCCUACUCCGGUCCCGCCGGCGAUCAGAACAGCAAGACUUUGGGCGACCCCGACUGGCUCGACUGGCAGAGAGAGCGGUGGCAAAUCUGGGAGCUCUUGUCCACCGACAACCCCGACGCCCUCCCGGAAACGCUGGUCUGAGCCCACCCGAGUUCGCGCCCCCACGUCCCAAACAGCCUUCUUUCACUCAGUAGGGAAAAAAGGUGGUGUGAGACAAUUGGACACUUCUACUUAUUUUUCUUCUUUUACACUUUAAAAAAAUAACACAGGAGAAACCGAGUUCACUCAAAGAUAUAGAGCACUACCCUUGCCAUUGAUAAUAACGUUCUAUUGCAUAGCCAGCCUUAGGAGAAAACAAAAACAAAACCGGAUGGCGAUAUCCAAUCGAAAAACUACUCACUUUGGCUCUGUAUAAGAUAAAACUCUUGCUUUGAUAUCGCUUAAUUGUAUUUAUGUGACUUCCGUUCUGAGUGUUGUAUAUUCUGUAACAGAUUAUGUAUGAUAAUCAUAUAUGAUAUAUUCACAGAAACAGAAGGAACCAUUUUUUUUUUUAAAUCACUUCACGCAUACUAAGGAAUGAGAUUCCAUAGAAUGUUCUAGAAUAUGCACAAGCAGGUUUCUGUGCUUUUGCCAUAGCUUUUUAACUGGGGAUAGCCCUUCCUUCAAUGCCUAAGAAAAAACGCUAACACAGCAAAACAAAACAGAAUAUGCCAAGCCAUAUUUUUAUAUAGUAGUGAGAUACCAAAAAAAUGUAGUCACCGAAUGCUUUUUCAUAUUGAAUAUGUUUUAAGGAGAAUAUUAAAUUUGAUACAUUAUGGAAUAUAUUUUUAGAAUCUGUUUAGAAAGGUUUCAGUUAAUCAAACAAGAGAAAGGCCGUGCCUAACAAAGAAAGAAUAAUUAAGUUGUCCUUCCCAGUUUAGAUCAAAUUCAGUUUUAUAUAGACCAUAUAUAAUAUAUAUUUAUAAUGUAUAAUUUUUAUGUAUUUUUCAAAACUACAAACUGGAAUCCAACUAUAAAGUGUUUAAGAAUCCCAAUGGAGUAUUCAAAUUACAGAACACAGUUUUUCCUUCUGCCCCAUAAUCAGUAUUCACCAAAUUAUACGCAGUGCUUUGUAAAGUAAAUCAUGUUUGGGAAAAAAAAAAAAAAACUACAGCUUUGUAUUGACGUCGUGCCAAAGGCUGAGGAAAUGUUUCCUUCAGGAAUUUUGUGUGUAUUGUAAAAUGCUCCUGCCACACUUCAGUUUGAAGUUUUUCAACCGCAAAACCAUUUUUGACCAGCAGGUGGCGAUUCGCUUCAGUAUUUUGUGAGAUUUUUUUUUUUUUCACUUCAUAAGGGAAUGUGUAUUAUAGAAAAGGAAUUUUUUUUUUUUUUAUGGAACAUGCUACUCUUAAUCUUCAUGUUGGCAAUGACAUUUUCCGUGGUGUUUCUUCAUGUUCUAUCUUGUGCCAUGAUGAAUAAAAAGUUAAACAGA